Molecule: messenger RNA, 1395 nt
Organism: Trypanosoma conorhini
Lineage: Eukaryota; Euglenozoa; Kinetoplastea; Trypanosomatida; Trypanosomatidae
Exons: 1
Coding region: 1-1395 (464 amino acids)
Source: RefSeq, a predicted model, not a curated record
AUGCACACAUGCGUGUAUAGAUGUGCGUAUGCACACACAGUCAGCUUGUCUACUUCGCCUGCUUCUUCUCCUCCUCCUGCGUUGCAGUUUUCCAUCCCCGUCUCCCCGUUUGUUAUUCCCGUUUCAGCUGCAAAAAAAAAAGCGCAGAGGGAGCGGCGGUCGUACUUAUUUCUUCCUUUUUUUUUCUUGUUUUUUUUUAUUUUUGUGCUGGCCCUCCACCAGAAAGGAGGGGGUUUUUUCUGCCACGGGCUACCCUGGAGUGGCAAAUGCGCACGGUGCGGCUCUCGCUCAGCACGGCAGCGGCAUCCGCGUCGCCGCCGGCGAAGGCGGCCGGAAACGUCGCUGCUGCGGCCGAUAACCCGCGACGGGCGUUUGCCCCACUGCGCAUUCACGCGUGGCAGCGGGGCUGUCUGGGGGCUUCGCGGGAGCAGCUACUGCCGCCGUCCCUGCUGUACCACGGCGCCCAGCUGGGCCCACGCCCCCUCAUCAUCCUCGACCACACCACUACGGGGCGGGGCGGCGGCGGCGGCGGCGGCGCAGAAGUACGAGUCCGUGCUUUCCCAGCUCUCGUGGGAGCACGGCGCCGUGUACGUUCCACUGCAGGUGGACUACGCGGCGACGACCAGGGGCGUCAUAGAACACAACUGCCAGCAGGUCUGCGCCGUGCUGGACGUGCUGGAUGUGCGCUGGACGCAUUUCCUGACGCACUCCUACGGCUGCCUCGUCGCCGCGUACAUGGCGGCCUCAGAGGCGUUCCCGCACCGCAUUGGCACCUUCAUCUCGCUCGAUACGCCGCUGAUGACCCGGGCGCUGCUGCAGAACACGCAACAGCGGGAGGAGAUUGCCAAGGCGGAGCGCGACGUCAACGUGCCGGCCGCGGACCUGUCGUUCGCCAAGGAGAGCUUGAUGUCCUCGUUGGAGGAGCCGCUGCCGUGCCCCGCCGAGGCCGACGCCGGCUUGUACCACGACUAUCUCUUUAACCCUGCGGCGGUCUUUCGGCACGGCGGGCUUGUGCGCUGCGAGGAGCGGUACGUGCCGGUGAAGCACCUGGCCGACGUGCGGCACCCCAUGCAGCUGGUGGUUCCCGCCGCCAACGCCGUGGCAGACGCGGCGGUGCACAAGGAGUUUUUUGGCCUGCGGCGGCCCGUCGUGUUGAAGGGGUGCCAGCGCCACGAGGAGCUCUUCCAGGAGGAGGGGGCAAAGGAGCUGGCGAAGGUGCUCGAGGCGUGGCUGCAGCGGUUUGAGCCCGACGCUUACCUCGCGAAGCGGUACGAGCAGGCCGCGAAGGAGAUGUCGCAGCUGAUGAUGAGCUCCACCCCGGCCACUGCAAAGCCGGAAGCUGCUGAGGGGGGCGAGCAGCGGAAGAAAAAGAAGGAAAAGAAGAAAAAGGCGUAG